AUGUCGGCCAAUUCCAACUUUCUCGAUGUCAGUACACUCUCCGCUGAGGAUCUCCGUGUUUGUGUUUGUGCUGACGUGCUGACCCCACCCACCCACUCACCGCCUUCUCACCUCCGGCUGGGCCUCGAUCCCGGACACGCCGAUGAUGACGACGGCGACGACGGAUCGCUGCGACGACAACGAUCGACGACAACGACGAUACGGUCCACGGUCCGCGGUUCACCCGCACAGAAAGCAUGCGAGCUGGUCAAGCAGGCGAUCGACGCCGAUGUCAAGCAGGAAUGGGCCGAGGCGUUCAAGCUCUACAAGUACGUAUGUCGCCGAUGGGCCAGUCGAUCAACUUGGCCGUUCAGCACUGUGGAAUCUGGACAAGAGGUCCUUAUCCAGCUUAAUCAUACGUAGUGACUGAUACUACUCCACUUUUAUCUCUCUAGAAACUCCCUCGACUACUUCAACAUGGCUUACAAAUGUGAGCCCAAGGCCGAAUCGAGUCUCUCCCCCACGUUCUGCACGUACUCACACCACUCCCCUCCCAAUCUACCCAACCUCCAGACGAGAAGAACCCCAAGUUACGCGACCUGAUCCGAUCCAAAGUAGAGGAAUACCUUGACCGCGCCGAGAAGCUCAAGGAUCAUAUCCAGUCAACCGAGGACAAGCGCCAAAAGACCGCCGUCGGGAACAAUGGCAAGGCCCAUACCUCGAGUGGUGGGGGAGCGCAAAAGCAGGUUCUGUGCACAUCUCUCUCUUCUCCAGUACGGUUUCUGACAUCUUUGAACUGUUGAUACUACAGGAAAGGAGGAGGGGGCGAUGACGACGAUGCCGACACAAAGAAACUGCGAGAGGGCCUGUCGAGUUAGUCUCGAGAUUCAAGAAUGACACUGCACGAACGAGUGCUUACUUGAUCUUUCCCUCUCGACCGCAGGCGCUAUCUUAUCCGAGACACCGAACGUGCGAUGGGAGGACGUGGCCGGGCUGGACGCGGCCAAAGAGUCGCUCAAGGAAGCCGUGAUCCUGCCCAUCAAGUUCCCCUACCUUUUCACCGGCAAGCGAACACCGUGGCGAGGAAUCCUCCUGUACGGACCUCCAGGGACUGGUAAAUCAUAUCUCGCCAAAGCCGUCGCCACAGAAGCCAAGAGUACCUUCUUCAGUGUCAGUUCGUCCGAUUUGGUCUCGAAAUGGAUGGGUGAAUCCGAACGGUACGUGGUCCCCUUUCAUAUAGUGCCCACCAAUUACUCCGGUCAUUGAGAUCAUACUCCGACACAGACUUGUGAAGCAGCUCUUUCAAAUGGCACGCGAAAACAAGCCAGCAAUCAUCUUUGUCGACGAAAUCGAUUCUCUGUGCGGCACGCGUGGCGAAGGUGAAUCUGAGGCCUCGAGGCGUAUUAAGACCGAGUUUUUAGUCCAGAUGAACGGCGUCGGGAACGAGAUGCAAGGUGUGCUCGUUUUAGGAGCGACCAACAUCCCUUGGGCUUUGGAUAUCGCCAUCAAGCGACGGUGAGUGAACCAGUGAACAUUGUUCCAGAGCACGAGAGUCGAGCUGACCAGUCUGCGCCUCCGCCAGAUUCGAAAAACGUAUCUACAUCCCAUUACCCGAACCGGACGCACGGAAACGCAUGUUCGAACUCAACGUCGGUACGACGCCUUGCACCUUGACGCAACAAGAGUACCGGACGUUGGCCUCCAAGACGGACGGAUACUCGGGAUCGGAUUUGGCCGUCGUCGUGAGGGAUGCGUUGAUGCAGCCUGUGAGGAAGGUGUUGAGUGCGACGCAUUUCAAAGAGGUACGAGAUGGGUCACUUUGAGUUCAGGAAAGAGUCGUGGUGCUGACAACUUUGCCUGGACGUCCAUACUUGUUCAAGGUCGAGGUCCCUGAUCCGGAAGAUCCCUCUAAAAUGAUCAAAAAGUUGACGCCUUGUUCACCUGGGGAUGCUGGAGCGGCUGAAAAGACAUGGAGUGACGUCUCUUCGGACGAAUUGCUUGAACCGCCACUGUGAGUUGUGAAGAGAUGUGAUUCCAAUUCUUCACGCCUCGAGUCUUCUUACUCAGCCAGAAAUCGCUCUUUAACAGUGGAUACAACGACUUCAUCCGAGCGGUGCAAUCCGCCCGACCCACGGUGACCAAGGAUGAUAUUGUAAGGCAUCUCGAAUUUGCCAAUGAUGCCGGAAGCGAAGUCAGUACUCUGUUUGAGCGACAUCUCGGUUGA
Molecule: messenger RNA, 2203 nt
Organism: Microbotryum saponariae
Lineage: Eukaryota; Fungi; Basidiomycota; Microbotryomycetes; Microbotryales; Microbotryaceae
Source: the annotation of a GenBank genome assembly